Centropristis striata (black sea bass) is the source of this 3484-nucleotide messenger RNA. It is a transcript of the gene phf13, whose product is annotated as PHD finger protein 13. The transcript has 5 exons. The record is from RefSeq and is a predicted model, not a curated record. Bases 340 to 1320 code for a protein of 326 amino acids. Lineage: Eukaryota; Metazoa; Chordata; Actinopteri; Perciformes; Serranidae. Gene Ontology annotation, molecular function: chromatin binding. Gene Ontology annotation, biological process: mitotic chromosome condensation.
ACCGCUCCCCCAGCAGAUACUGGAGCAACAGAAGACAUUACCGGACCAGACAGCUCGGUGUAAAUACAGUAGUAGCUACCGUCUACUAUUCACGGGAGACACGUUUCACUACUCUGAGCAGAUGGUUGGACGGUUCUCGGCGCCAGUCCAUGUUGGAGCGGAGGGCAAACUGAGUGAACACUGUUGCUUCGAGUUUUAGCACAAGUAACGUUGACGUUAGCUGAAGCUACAUCGUUAGGUGUCUAGAAAAGGCUCGGUAACAUCAGUGUUUACCAUCACGUCGAGUAGCCUGGUAGUCUAAUCUAAACAAAACGCCAAGUGGUCGGAUACUUGGUAAAGAUGGGUGACAUAAACCCAUCGACAUCCCAUGCCUUUCAGUCGGAGGGCUUCAGUCCGCCAUACAGGAGGAGGAGGACAGUAGAGGAUUUUAACAAGUUUUGCACUUUCGUCUUGGCCUAUGCCGGUUACAUCCCAUACCCCCAAGAGGACUCUCCACUGCGCAGUAGCUCCAGUCCUCCCAACAGUACAGGCAGCACAGCUGACAGUGAUGGCUGGACCCCGGGACCGCCAACCUCCUGCCCCCAGCGCCCUCCCAAGGUCCCCCAGGACAGGAGCAGGAAACGUCCGCAGCCAGGAGCCCCACUGUCCAGUCACGGCAAGAAAGAUCACACACUUACCACCCUGCACCCAGACGACCGCAGGAAAGCUGACAAGCUGAAGAAGAAGAAAAGGAGAAAGGAGAGGGAGCAUUUGGUUGGUGAGGAAAGCGUAGUUCAGCCGGCCCACUCAGCAGUCCCAGAGCUGCCCUACCCCGACUCCUUUGGUGGCCGAACGAUCAAAGAAGAGCCUGAAGAUGAUCUCAGCAUUCCCCUCCACCCCCCGCGUCUGCCUGGCCAAGCCUCCUGCAAGGAGGAGCCCAAGGAGGAGCGUCGAAGCUGGGACGGUCAAGAUAUGGCCGAAGGUGUGGUAAAGGUACAGAAGGUGGAGGGCUUACCAGGAAGCCGAACAGUGUUCCGCCAGGGGAAACAGGUGGUGUUUAGAGACGAAGAUGGAUCAGGAGAGGAUGAGGACAUCAUGGUAGACUCAGAUGACGACUCAUGGGACUUGGUGACGUGUUUCUGCAUGAAGCCUUUUGCGGGCCGGGCCAUGAUCGAGUGUAACAAGUGCAACACCUGGAUCCACUUGUCGUGCGCUAAGAUCCGCAAGAGCCACGUGCCAGAGACAUAUGUGUGCCAGAGCUGCCGAGAGUCAGACGGAACCCCAGACGCCCGCCGAUCUCACCGCUCGCGCGUUGGCCCACGCAAGCAUCUGCUUGACUGACCCCAGGCUGAUCCUUAAACUCUGAUCCACUCCUGCUCCCCCCUUCCACCUGCUGGACUGACCCUUCCCCCCGAAUUCAGGUCUUGAACCCUUCAAUCUCUGUCCUCCCUGGUCAGCCAUGAACCCAGAUUUUUCUAUAAACACUUUGAUGGACCUAUCCCAAGACCUUAUCCCAUUUGAAAACAGUUUGAGUGCUAUUUUAGAUUUACUAAGGUUUGGUCCUGCUUCCCUACAGAUUCUGUGCGUAAGGCAAUCACUGAAUGGAUGUCUGUCUGUAGAUGACAUUAGCAUAGCAGCAAACCUCUACUGUUGGGACUUGGUGUCUCAUGAACACUGGAAACAUUUGAACUGCCAUAUAGAGAGAAAACCCUCACAACUGCCACCCACUAUGGUGCAUGCUGGGAUUUGUGGGAAAGACAGUUUGCACUUUUCUCACUUUUUAAAAAAUAAAAGAAUCCAUAUGACCUUUCCGUCAUAGGGACAGGUAUGUCUUUCUGAUUAAAACUGGAUUUGAUUUAUCUUAAAUGCCUCUAUUAAUGUUACACAGUUAACCGUUAAAAAUUAGACAAGUUAAGCCUUGUGGUAAUUGCUUCAGAUGGUGCUAUAGUAUUAAGCUGAGGUAUAAUCCAAUAGAACAAAGAUGUAGGAUAAGAAACUAGAGUCUGCAUCUGCUUCAUCUGUUUGCUGUUCUGUUUUUUUUUAAGACAUUGUGAAAGAAUAUCAUUGAGGCUUGAAGCCCUUACAGCUGAACCAAGCGCUUGUUCGUCUCCGUCUACUUCACAAACUGUCUUCCAGCCUCGGCUUCUACUCUGAAUCAAGAUGUUAUUUUACCACACAUGAAGCUCUCACACAGGUUGCUUUUCAAAACGGUUAAACCAUGUUCUCAUUUCACCAGAAUUCUGUUGUUCUUGAUAUUUUUUUUCAUAAUAAUUAACAUGCUAUUUCACAGAUUUAAAAAAAAGCCAGAUAACUGACAAGAUUCAGAUGACUGAUGAGUUUUCAGGUGUUUAAAGGUGUUUUUUUGUUGCCUCUGGUCAGUGUUUUGCUGCAUUUUAUGAUGGAUUCAAACAGUGGUAUUGUUCCUAAAUACUUUUAUUUUCCAAACCGUUAUUUAAUCUCCUUUUUAACUGUUUCAUGUUCAUAACAGAGAUUUCAGAGACAAGUAUAUUUAUAGAAGGGAACUCCUAUGGCCGUCCUGUUUAAGUAUCAACAGAAGAAAAAGCUGUUAUUACUGGAAUAGUGUUGUUCGAACGACUCUGUCAAGUUAAAAUUAUGCAUGUGAGUGUGUGUUUGCUUGAAUGGUCGACACUGUGUGAGAGUUGGCAAUGCAUGUCACGCUAUGGCUCAACAAAGUUCCAUGGUUUUUGGUCUUUUGUAAGAUAGAGAAAUUGAUAUCUGCAAAGUACCAUGGACCGGGUGGGUUUGUUUUGUUUGUCUCUGAAGGGUCAGAUCAGAAGAACAGAUCUCGGUCUCUUAUCACCUCUCACUAACGUUUUCACAGCAGUAUUCAGUUACCUCCACAUGCAGCAGGUAUAAUGGAGAAACAUGUUUUUUUUAGGGAACUUUUUCCCUAAAACCUGCUUGAAAUUGGAUUUUAAGCUUCGUUUUAUGUGCCAUCUGCUGUCGUUUCUGAUUAUAUAAAAGCCAUACUGUAGUGACAGAUUUUAGACUCAGAACCUUUAUAUUAGUCCAGAAUGGGAUUUUACAAUGCAGAAUCAAUGACUUUACUGGGGAACACACAAUGAAUGUUUGGUAUGUAAAGAACAAAAGACUUUCUAAGAGUUUAAAGUGGUUAAGCUCAUCUCUGCACUCUUGUCUUCUGGCAUUUACAAAUGUUGGUUCAUACCCAGAUCUUCAAAAAAAAAAAAACAUCAGUGAUGUUUUUCAGACGAUUCAAGACCUAAAAUAAUUUGCUGUUGCUCAGGACAAUUCAUGUCUUGAAGAGAACCUGAAGAGACACCUUUAGGCGAAAAUUUCUAAUUUUAGCUUGUGUCUUUAAGACAUCAGUGUAAUUAAUGUUAGCAAUGCUCAUUGUGAUACAGCUCGUUUAUUCUGAUCUUGGGUUGCCCUAUCCCCUUAUUGAGAAAGCGUUGUCUGUACUGUCGUGCAAACUGUUUCUGUGAAACUAUUGUAAACUAUUGUAAAUAAAGAGUUACCAUUUUAA